Molecule: messenger RNA, 597 nt
Organism: Musa acuminata AAA Group (dessert banana)
Lineage: Eukaryota; Viridiplantae; Streptophyta; Magnoliopsida; Zingiberales; Musaceae
Product: pectinesterase inhibitor 11-like
Exons: 1
Coding region: 1-597 (198 amino acids)
Biological process (GO): negative regulation of catalytic activity
Molecular function (GO): enzyme inhibitor activity
Source: RefSeq, a predicted model, not a curated record
AUGAAGGUGGUGGUGUGUUACGCCUAUGUUUUCUUCUUCGUGUUCCUCGCGGGCGCCGUGAAUGCGGCAUCAAGCGAGGAAACCCCGAGCGCCGGAAGCAACUCCACGGAGUUCAUACGCAAGUGUUGCGCCGCCACACUGUACCCGGGCCUCUGCUACACGUCCCUCUCCGGCUACGCCAACGAGGUCCAGCAGAGCACCGUCGAGCUCGCCCACGUCGCCGCCAAGGUCACCCUCGCCCGGCUUCGGUCCACCGCUUUCCACGUCGCAGCGCUCCGCCGCAGCGCCACCGGCCCCGAGCGGGGCGCCCUGCGCGACUGCUCUGAGCAGCUGGACGACGCUGCCGAGUGGGCGCGGAACACGGUCAAGGAGCUGAAGGGGCUGGCUGGGGCGGUAGGACCGAAGGUGGCGUCGCGGGUGUCCAACGCCCUGACGUGGAUGAGCGCGGCGCUGACGUGCGAGGAUACGUGCACGGACGGGUUGCUCAUGGUGGCGGCCGGCUCGGUGAAGGCCGACGUCUGCCACCGAGUGCGCAAGGUGGAGAAGUACACCAGCAACUCCCUGGCGCUCAUACACAGUCUCGGCUUCAACAGAUGA